UGUCCAUCGCAAAGCUUAUUUCGAGCUCGACUAGUCAUUGUUCCCCCUUCUCGGUGACUUCAACGUCUCAACGAUUAUCCGCCCGUCUCCGACUUUCUCGAUUUAUCCACUCUUGGCUCUUUGACUCGCGUCUCAGCAGCAGUCUGCGCAGGAGCAUAUUCGGACUAGCAUCGCUCGACAGAUUGUCUUCAAUCCACAGCAUUAAUAAUUGCUAGACAUGUCGAACAUGUACGGAGAGCUCGGAAAUAAGUUGGUUCAACACGCCAAACGCACCCAAGCUUUAACCCAUCUUCCUCCCUAUCAGACCGAACUCGUCCGCGCCGUCGCUCGCGAAGUCCGCGAUCUGGAUCGUGACGUCGCGCGCCUUCUGACUCCCUUCGAAGGCAGCUUCAACCCGUCCCAGCAACCUGCCGUUGCUUGCGCCCUCCUCGUCGACCACCUCUGUAUGCGUCGCAACAAGCGAUGUCUUCUCGCCUAUCAUCGCGUCCGCGCGGAGAAGCUGGAAGAGCUCUGCUGGACGGGUGUGGACGUGCUAGAACAGCAGCUGCCUGUGGCGGAGGAGGUAAAUGCAGGAGCGGCGGCGGCGGCACUGGGCCAAGGUGCUGGCGCGGGGAUGAACCACAGCUCGCUGAGCCCGGAGGAGGAGGAGUAUUUCCGAAAAUACAGUGACUUGCUAGCCGCAUACAAGGGUCAAUGGACGGACAUUGACCUCACGGGGAGCUUGGAACCACCUAAGGAUCUGUUCAUUGAUGUGCGGGUGUUGAAGGAUGCAGGGGAGAUUCAGACGGAAUAUGGAGUGAUCAAUUUGACGAAGAAUAGUCAGCUCUACGUACGACAAGGGGAUGUGGAACGAUUAAUCGCUCAGGGAUUUCUGGAACGGUUGGGAUAGACUGCUGUGCCUUUAUGGACGACAGUGAUGAUGUCGAUGAUCCUCCGAUGCUGCCGCUGCUUUUUGUGUUACAUGAUAC
Messenger RNA from Aspergillus homomorphus CBS 101889, 968 nucleotides. Its product is annotated as DNA replication protein PSF1. The record is from RefSeq and is a predicted model, not a curated record. Gene Ontology annotation, cellular component: GINS complex. Lineage: Eukaryota; Fungi; Ascomycota; Eurotiomycetes; Eurotiales; Aspergillaceae. The coding region runs from base 218 to 889 and encodes 223 amino acids. The transcript has 3 exons. Gene Ontology annotation, biological process: DNA replication; DNA strand elongation involved in mitotic DNA replication.